AUUUGGGGGAGUUCGGCUGGCCUCAGCAGGCUAUCUGGCCAGUUCCUCUGUCUCCUUUCUCGUCCGCGGUAUAAAGAGCCACAUGAAUCACAACUAUGAAAUUCCAGGUACGACGGCUCCGCCUUUAUCUGCGUUCCUGAAAUCUUUAUAUCAUGCGAUCAAAAUUCAUCUACAAGUUUCUUCUCCUGCCACAACUCGUUUCCACACGCACACUCCCCCUUUUGACGAGGGAGCGUGAAGAUGGGAAUGACACCAUCGAAGGGGUAGACAUUACGUACUCCGGCUGCGACGGUAUCAAUCCGAGAACGGGCCAUAAGAUGUCGUGGGACAUCGCGAAUGCGUGGGACGACGCGAUCAAAAUGGCCCAAGCGAUUACGGAAGUUGACAUGGCCAAAGACAUUGGCGCUUUCGAUUUCUUUGGACCUGGCUUUCAGACUGACGGCAAAGGCUAUAAAGUCCUCAGCGUUUACGAUAACAUGGCCACAUUUGGCCGAGCUUUCCUCUGGGGAUGGCGAGUUAACGCUUUCUGCGAGCCUGAGGAUCAGAACCUCUUCGACAUCUGCAAACGCGGAGCCGUCGCCUACCAAUGGGAUACACUCUGUAAGGAUGGUCGCUGUCCUUGCAGUUCGCGCGACGCAAAAGGCAACUGUAACGCCAAAGGCGAUAAAGGGAUUGUUAAGGAUCCUGAUAAGUCGUACAUUAACAUCAUGUUCUGCAAUGGCUUCUUCGCGUACCCGUCCCUAGACGAAGUUAUUAAAUACGGUAAGACGAGCCCGGUUGAAGAGAAGUACAAUUUGAACAGCUAUUGGGACAACCGAGGCAAGAUCCUGUUCCACGAACUGGCACACGGUGCCACGGUCACCUUGAAAGUGAAUGACAACCUGCUAGUCCAGGACAUCUCUAUAAAGAUCAAAAGUUACGUGAGGAAAGAUGAUGGGACCUACAUUGAGGUAUUCAAAUGGGUCACGGCCUAUGGAACGCUGAACAGCAAGGUCUUGGCACGUACUAUCGCCAACCACAACUUCGAUUGGGUGAGAAGGAAUGAUGACAACUGGAGCGCAUAUGCCCUUGCCAAAUACGUCGAGUCGCAAGUCGGUGUGUACCCAGUUCUUCCGCUUGCAGACGGCCAUGCGUAUGACAAGAGCACCGAACCUCCUGAAGAUGCCACGUUCUUAAUCACUUCCGACGGCUGGAUGCUGAACGACGAAACCUUUAAUGGCGACACUAAAUUCAAUACCUCUAUGUAUGCGUCAGUUUCGGGUGAGCCAAACCAGACACUCGAAGAUCUUACAUUCAGGCCCGAUUCGGACUAUCCAGACUGGUACAUCAAGCGUUUGGAGGAUGCGCGGAAGGGGAUUUUCCCUGAGGAUACACCAACAUCAACGCCAACGCCCACUCCGACGCCCACUCCAACACCACCACCACCACCGCCGCCGCCGCCGCCGCCACCGCCGCCAAAAACAAAAGCCCUGUCAAUCAUUCUGCAGAACUAUAUCGAUGAAAUCACGAACGAAAACAAAUGGCUCUUCUUCACUACAGAUGUCGGUGUUUCUGCCCUUUGCCGGGACGACACUGAGGCCAUCUCUCAAGUAACGACGACAGAGGACCCCUCUAUGGUGGACAAUCCGCCCUGGCCAGGGGGCACGUUUCCUCUAGAUCUCUACGGUAUGCACUGCGAGUACAAGAACGAUGGAACCAAUGCGGGGGCACUAUGGUGCCCGGAUGGACCAAUUUCCUGCCAGGAGGACAGUGGGAAAGGGAGCGGGAAGGGGACGCAGUGUAACGAUCCGAUCUUCUGGAACAUACAGCAACAUCCAGUCGCUUUUUGCGAGUGGUAGGAGAUGGGGAACCAGAUGGAGACGCCCUUUCGUGGAGCGGUGCAAACCAUGGCAUUCCAGAUGCGAACAGCUUUUGACGUUCUUUCUAUUCUUGCUUGGCGAGGUUAGCAGAUACAUUGUCUCGUACUUUCUUCGUAAUGAAUCCGUUGAUAGA
Molecule: messenger RNA, 1992 nt
Organism: Trematosphaeria pertusa
Lineage: Eukaryota; Fungi; Ascomycota; Dothideomycetes; Pleosporales; Trematosphaeriaceae
Exons: 5
Coding region: 153-1838 (561 amino acids)
Molecular function (GO): metallopeptidase activity
Source: RefSeq, a predicted model, not a curated record